Messenger RNA from Miscanthus lutarioriparius, 1149 nucleotides. The record is from the annotation of a GenBank genome assembly. NCBI's taxonomy places the organism in Eukaryota, Viridiplantae, Streptophyta, Magnoliopsida, Poales, Poaceae.
AUGGCGUCGGCCAACACUGCUUCUAGUGGUGGCAGCGACGAAGCGAGGUACCCACUGAACGUGGAGUCGUACCGCCUGCUGUGCAAGAUCGGGAGCGGCGUGAGCUCGGUGGUGUACAAGGCCGUGUGCCUGCCACUGGGCUCGUCGGCGGUGGUGGCCAUCAAGGCGAUCGACCUGGAGCGAUCGCGCGUCGACCUCGACGGCGUGCAGCGGGAGGCGAAGGCCAUGGCGCUGCUAUCCCACCGCAACGUGCUCGGCGCGCACUGCUCCUUCACCGUGGGGAGCCACCUGUGGGUGGUGAUGCCCUUCAUGGGCGUCGGCUCGCUGCACUCCAUCCUGCGCCACGGGUUCCCCGGCAGCCUGCCGGAGCCGGCGUUCAAGGACAUGGUGUCCGCGUGCCUCUGCCAGGAGCCGGCCAAGCGGCCGUCGGCGGAGAAGCUCGUCCGCCACCCGUUCUUCAAGGCCUACCACCGCCGCUCCAGUGACUUCCUAGUCCGCCACGGCCUCGCCGUCGUCCUGAGCAUCGAGGAUCGGUGCAGCAAGGACGACGACGACGCAGGUAGUGAUCUCUGCGGGUGUCUCGAUGCCGGGGGCGGGGCACGCUGUGUGUCGCUAUGCCGCCGCCACACCGACGACGUUGUCGUUGUUAAGAACCGACGGAUCAGCGGCUGGAACUUCAACGAGGACAACCUAGAGUUGAUCCGACGACCGAGGACCCGGCGGUGGAGAAGAGCGGCCGCAUGGGGAUCACGAUCAUGGGAAGGCGCGGCGGAGGCGAUAGGUCUUAAGGAGCAGCAGCAAGUGGUGACUCGGCAGCUGAUGGCCGUCCUGGAGAGCCUGGAGAUGCAGAGGGACAUGGUGACGCACGUGUUGCAAAGCACCGCCGGCCGCUUCGAUGACAUCGAAGUCGACGGCGGCAAUGGCGAUGCCUGUGGCGUGAACGCGACAGCUCCAAGUGAGGAGGAGAGGGAAGAGAUACUGCUUGGGUAUGUCCGGCAGCUGGAGCACAGGGUGGAAGACCUGAGGAAGGAGGUCGAGGAGGAGAUGGCAUGGAACGCCCGGCUGGAGAAGAUGCUGCAAGAGAGGGUUAUCAUUAGCGACGAUGAGAAGAAGAUAAACUCAUCUCAUACGUCGGCUGGGUAUAGUUAG